AACAUGAAGACUUUCAACCUGAGCAUUCUACUGAGCCUGGCACUCGCAGUUUACUGUGUGCCAGUACCACAGUUUACUGACAAAGAUGAGAAUUUUGCAAAGGAGUAUCUGCACAAAUUCUUCAACCUGACAGAGGAAAGCGGGCCAACUGUCAAACGAGGAGGGAUCAGCCCGGUGAGCAAGAAGCUGGCUGAGAUGCAGAGAUUCUUUGGUCUCCAGAUCACCGGCACGCUGGAUGCUGACACCAUGGCCAUGAUGAAGAAGCCCCGCUGUGGUGUUCCAGACACCAACAUAGCUGGUUUCUCCACAUUUGGAAACAACCUUAAGUGGCAGACAAACAGCCUUACCUACAGGAUUGAGAACUACACACCUGACAUGUCUGUGGCAGAGGUGGAUGACUCCAUAGAGAAAGCGCUGCAGGUUUGGGCCAAAGUCACUCCUCUGAGGUUCACAAGAAUCUACAGCGGCACAGCUGACAUCAUGAUCUCCUUUGGCCGCCAAGCCCAUGGAGAUUAUUACCCCUUUGAUGGUCCUGAUGGCACUCUUGCUCAUGCCUUCGCUCCAGCUCCUGGCAUUGGAGGAGAUGCUCAUUUUGAUGAUGAUGAGACCUUCACUUUCCGCUCAAAUACAGGCUACGUCCUGUUCAUGGUAGCUGCCCAUGAGUUCGGCCACUCCAUGGGCUUGUCUCACUCUGAUGAUCCUGGUGCUCUCAUGUAUCCUGUGUAUUCAUACAGAAACCCUGACACCUUCGUUCUUCCCCGGGAUGAUGUCAAUGGCAUUCAGUCUCUCUAUGGUCCAAACCCUGAGACAGAUCCUCGUGAGCCCAGACCCACAUCCCCCACCACCCCUGAUGCCUGUGAUUCAACCAUGGUCUUGGACGCUGUUGCCACUCUGAGAGGAGAGUUGCUCUUCUUCAAAGACAGCUUCUUCUGGCGCCACUACCCACAGAGCAGCACUCCUCAGCAAAGUCUCAUCACAAACUUCUGGCCCGAUGCCCCUGUCAGUAUCGACGCUGCUUAUGAGAGCCAACUAUCAGACAGUGUCUUACUCUUUAAAGAUCGUAGAGUGUGGGCUUUCAGAGGCUACGAUCUCGUACAGGGCUAUCCUAAGUCAAUCUCCAGUUUUGGUCUGCCUAAAACUGUGAAGAAAGUCACUGCUGCUCUCUAUGACGCAGACAAGGGCAAGACUCUGUUCUUCGUGGACAGCAAUUACUACAGUUAUGAUGAGGCCACAAAGAAGAUGGACGAGGGAUUCCCCAAACGGGUGGAUGAGACCUUCUCUGGACUCACCAGCAAGGUGACUGCAGCUUUCCAGUACAGAGGUUUUGCUUACAUCUACAGUGGACCCUACAUGUAUGAGUACAGCCUCAGAAGUGGCAGGAUGUUCCGUGUGCUGAAGAACAACUACUUCCUACCCUGCACUAACUACUAGAGCAGUUUUCUACCUAAGCAGUUUAUUUAGCUUCUCUGAGUAACAGUGAAGGUACCAAAGUAAAAAAGUGUCUAUAUCAUGUGCUAUUUUCUAAUUUAUAAUUAUAUUGUGACACCCUCAUGGUUAUGUACUGGAUUCAUGUCUUUGCUCAGAACAGCACCUUAUUAUGUUUUGUCAGCCAUUACUGUUAACUUAAUUUAACUCCAUAUUAUUUAAUGUAAUUGAUGAAAUAUUCACUCUUUAAAUAUUUCUACUUUUGUUGCUGUUUUAAUUUUGUGAUGAAUGAAGGUUAACUGGAACUUUGGAACAAGUUGCAUUACUUUAUUUGAACACAUGAAUGUAUGUACGGAAAUUGUUUACAAAAAUGUGAAACAGUCACAAUGAAUUGCUCCAUGAAUAAACAAAUAAAAGUUAUUUAAGAACA
Messenger RNA from Toxotes jaculatrix (banded archerfish), 1855 nucleotides. It is a transcript of the gene mmp13a.1, whose product is annotated as matrix metallopeptidase 13a. The coding region runs from base 4 to 1431 and encodes 475 amino acids. Gene Ontology annotation, biological process: extracellular matrix organization; collagen catabolic process; proteolysis. Lineage: Eukaryota; Metazoa; Chordata; Actinopteri; Toxotidae. The record is from RefSeq and is a predicted model, not a curated record. Gene Ontology annotation, molecular function: metalloendopeptidase activity; zinc ion binding. The transcript has 10 exons. Gene Ontology annotation, cellular component: extracellular matrix.